UUCAUUGAGAAAAGGUUUUUCAUGCAAUUUUCUAGCAUUUACCAGAUAACUUUGUCUUUAAUAUUUGCUCAAAUAAAACAAUUACUGUCAAAAUUUUGUUGAUUUCUAUAAUGUAUGUUUUUCUUAUUUGAAAUUUAUUGCUUUUUUAAAGUAACAAAGUUGUCACCAGUUCUUAAAACAACAUUUUCUGUGAUUUUUUAUACACAUAUUUGAUUUGUUCCCUAAUAACAGUGUUACAUUUCCGAAUCAAUAAAAAAAAACGUUUUUUGAUCUUCUCUUUAGAGCUUUAGUAGCUUUGAGCAUAUCGAUAGUUUGUUUGUGCCUGUGUUGUGCAAACCUGUGAGGAAUGAUUUGAUGUUGUGGUUCUUUUGAAACGUCACUUUGAAGUUCUACCUGCCAUCAUGUAUCAGUUUGACUCCUGGCUCUCAGCCUGCUUUCAGACAUCGCUUUGCCACUUACAGAAAUCCACACUCGCCCACGGGGAGACUCCAGCAAUUAGCAAUAAUCACAGACAAAAUGGCAUUUACGUGUAACACUGACAUCCUAUGAGGCAUGAAAUAUGAAUAAUACUUACUCCGUGCAUCGGUAUUAAUUCUAUUAAUAAUGUUUCUGAGUGAAGAUGCGACUGACCAACCACUCUCUAGGCCUCGAGGGUAGUCAUCUUGUGUUUUUUUCAGCUCUACCUGUUGCUGAUUACCUGGAACAGGUGUGCUUUUCUAAUAAGAAGCUACAAUGGCAGGGCAGUUUCUGUGCAGGAUUAUUAGAAUCAGUUUGCUGAGGACAGUGAAUGAUCAUGGAGGGAGGUCCUGUCAUGGUGCUGAUGCUCCUGCUCAGCUUCUCUCUUGUUCAGGCUUCAGCUCUCAUCCUUCCUGCGUCCAAGACCUCACCCCCCCAACCCCCACGCCUGAUCCGCUGUGUUUUCCUGCAGCGAAGCAACGUCACUUGCUUCUGGGACCCCGGAGACGUGCCUGCAAAGACCUACACUCUAAAAGUCCAGAGGACAAGCAGUGGAUCCCUGCCGGCUACAGACAACCCUCUCACCACCUUCACCUGCACCACCUCCAACACCAGCUGCACCAUCAGAAUUGCCUACUUAUUUGUGAGAAUCCACUACUGCAUCCGUGUCAUAGCCCACAUCGAAGGCCAAAACAUUUCAUCAGAACCUCGGUGCCAGCCCGGUAGAAAAGAAGUACGUUUGCCUGCGGUAUUGUUAACAAGUAUACAACCAAUCCUGGAAUCACCGGAAUGCCUGACAAUAGGCUGGGAAUACAGCUUGAGUCAAUUUCCUUUGUCCAAGAGUGAAAUUGAAAGAGGGCAUCUGAAUUCCCAAUUAGAACUCAGCACACAGGAAGAGCAGACCGUUCAGGUCAGAGAUGUGAAUAUAACAGGAUUGCAGAGCCAAGUUUGCCUCUUUAGACCUGACACCUCAUACAUCAUCAGGCUCCGACACAGAUAUUUGGGCCCGGAAAGUCCGUGGAGCUCCUGGAGCAAUCCACUUCAGGGGAGGACAGCACAUGAUGCUCCUUCCACAGAACCAGUUUUCUGGAGGCAAGUAAAGGACACUGAUGGGAAUGGACUGAGACUGGUUGAUCUACUCUGGGAGCCCCUGCCUACCUUUGUUCUUUUCUACAAUGUGACUUGUCAGACAGAGAGUGUGCAGGAUUUGAGUGAUUAUGGGAGCUGCGUAGACCUAAAACCUCCCAAUACGUCCUGCAGCUUGUAUCUUCCUGUUGGACGUUGCUCCUGCUCUCUGACAGCCACCAACUCUGCAGGGACGUCACCAGAAGCCCGAAUCUGGCUCUUCAACUCCUCCGAAACAAAACUUCCACCCCCAAACCAGAUCUCUGUAAAGUCCCUGACUAAAAACAGCUUAGAAGUUCACUGGGUGCCUCCUCUUAAGCAAAGAGUGAGCGGUUUUGUCGUGGAGUGGUUUGCUGUCAGAGAGGAAACAGGGAGCAUCUUCUGGAAGAAGCUGAAUAGUUCUGUUACAAAGCAGGUCAUCACAGGGUUGAAACCAAUGGAGCGUUACGCUGUUUCUGUCAAAAUUCUUUAUGAAGAGCAAGUCGGGAAAAACAGAAUGCAGUACGUUUACACAAGAGAAGGAACGCCCUCAGCUGGUCCCAGUGUGAAAGUGCAGCACAUUUCUGGCAGCUCGGUAGAACUCAGUUGGACUCCGGUUCCUGUGGAGGAGCUUCAUGGUUUCCUCACAAACUACAUAAUUCUCUACUCAACCAAAAAAGAACCAGCAAAGAGUGUUGUGAUUCCUCACCACGUUCAACACUAUCGUUUGGAGAAUUUGCUGCCUGGUAAUUACAUCAUCUUUAUGCAGGCGAACACUGCAGCCGGUCUCGGACCAGCUGGGAACAAAGUGAAUGUUUACAUCGACUCUAGAGAGUUCAGAAUUGUGAUGAAGAUGCUUAUUCCACUGCUGUUGAUUUCACUGGGGCUGAUUCUGAUAGCAGGCUUGGUACCAAAAUACAUAAUAAAACAGAAGCUGCUCAAACACAUCCCUGAUCCAUCUAAAAGCAGCCUCUCCAGCUACGCUCCUAAAACGAAUCUAGAGGAUACGAAGCCUCUCAUGGUGCAAGAGAAGCCCGAAAACCUCAUAAUAUCUGAUGUGAUUUUGCUUGACAUACAGGAGAAUGUUGAGAAGAAUCCCGACUAUCAAAACAUUUGUAAUCUCCAGACUUACCUUUACAACCAAAACUCCUCAUUCUCUCUUUUAAGAAAUUCUGAGGAGUUUUCCAGGAAGUCAACCGCGUCUCAGACUGGUUCUGACCCGGUCCCCUCCUUCUUCCCCUGCAUUUAUUCCAGCAUCAACAUCUCUCAACCCAGCCAUCCGUUCUCCACAUCCAUUUGGCAUUCUAGCUUCUCUCCCUACAAACCUCUCACAGUUUCUGUUGAUUACUUCAAACUACCAUCAGAUGGCGCCAAUGAAGCAUCCAACUUCAAUUCUUCUCUGUCAAACCAAGACAAAAACUUUAGACUUUUUGUGGAACAGCGCCAACCCUCAAUGUCUUUUUCGGACUUCUGCAAGAAGUACAGCCUGUCUGUCCUUCCGUAUUCCUCCACAGAAGUCAGUGGAUACAAUCUGAUGAUUCCUCCCCUCCAGGCCAACAUGAGCCUCUCAUCCACCCCUGACGGUUUAAUGCCUCUAUCUACACCUCAUCUCCCCCUUGUUUUUGAGGAUUUAACUUUCUGUCCUGUGCAGUGUGAUCCUUACAUCCCCUUUGAGGCUUAAAAUCACCAUCUGAUCUCCACAUUGUCAAAGAUUUAAGGUCCUUUUUGGGAACUAGUACUUUAAAGUAAAUGUUCAGCUGCAUUUAAAGCUUCAAAUUUGAAGUAGUUCUUCAUAAAAAGCUAAAUAAGCAGGAUGAUUCGCUGUAAUGACUUCUAAAGGGAACAGCCAAAAGACAUAAGAAUUAAACGACAACUUAUGAGAAAAGGAAAUGGUUUUAUAUCCUAUUAAAAAAUGGGUUCACACUAUAAAGACUUGUUAACAAUUUUAAAGUCAAUGAAAACUUUAAAGAAUCAAAAGUGCUUAUUACUAAGUUCAAAUAUGAUAGAAAAAAUUUUGCUUUUUGUACGUUUCAGUGGCAGAAUUAUGGUUUAGAUGGCUAAAGUGACCCAUGAACAGCUUCCAAAAUUGAUCCAUGAACCUAAGAGAUAUUUUUGAGAUGUAUGUACAACAAAAAUCACAUUUGAGCUUUCGAUUAGGAGAACUUUAUCUUUUAAAGACCUGCAAUUUUUCCACAAAUUGUCCUGGUUGGACAUAAAUAACCUCAAAACUUAACCUGUGAAACUAAAACGUAUUCCUUACAUAUCAGUCACUUGAAUGUGAUAUUUUUAAAGAAACCUCAGGAAAUAUCCAAACAGUCUGUUUGUUUGAUAAGAUCCAGUCCAGUUAUGCUAUAAACUGUUUCAAUAAUGUAUUUUUUUAUGGGGAAGGUGUGACUUUUGCUGUUGGUUAAAUCAUGUGGUAAAUGUGGAUGGUACAGUUAUUUUUUCCAAAUCAAGAGUUGGUUCAUCCGUAAUGUUUUUCCUCUUUGUGUGAGCAAUCUGCCAUAUAAAAA
Oryzias melastigma (Indian medaka) is the source of this 4073-nucleotide messenger RNA. Its product is annotated as interleukin-31 receptor subunit alpha. The transcript has 15 exons. Gene Ontology annotation, cellular component: external side of plasma membrane; signaling receptor complex; membrane. Gene Ontology annotation, molecular function: cytokine receptor activity; cytokine binding. NCBI's taxonomy places the organism in Eukaryota, Metazoa, Chordata, Actinopteri, Beloniformes, Adrianichthyidae. Bases 788 to 3241 code for a protein of 817 amino acids. Gene Ontology annotation, biological process: cytokine-mediated signaling pathway. The record is from RefSeq and is a predicted model, not a curated record.